Lutzomyia longipalpis is the source of this 2322-nucleotide messenger RNA. Its product is annotated as transmembrane 7 superfamily member 3-like. Lineage: Eukaryota; Metazoa; Arthropoda; Insecta; Diptera; Psychodidae. The record is from RefSeq and is a predicted model, not a curated record. Bases 140 to 1885 code for a protein of 581 amino acids. The transcript has 5 exons.
UGAUAACUAACUGAUAAAACGGUAAAUAUUUUUGGCCUAGUAGAGGCAAAAUUGGACAUUUCAGUGGGGCGCAGUGUGUGAGAUUAAAUAGAUUUUAUGUGGUAUUAGUUGGGGAUAGAGAGCAACCCGAAACAGCCAAAUGUGGAAUUUAAUUAAAAUACUCCCCAUCAUUUCGGCACUUUGGCUGCUGCGUGGAAUAGCUGCCGCCGGUGAUGUUGCUGCAGCAGCGGCAGCAGCUCAAUCCCCACAGGAUGGAUACCGUAUCAGCAUCCUCAUCAACGACACUCAGAUGCGUGUUGGUGAAAUAAACUUUUACCGCGAAUAUGAACUUUCUUCCAAUAGUUCUGCAGCAGCAACCAUUGUGAUAAAGGGCAGUGAAGCUGUGUGGAGUAAACAUUUUGGAAUCAUUCAAGUGCACUCAUACCUCCGUCCAGUGACAUUGUCAGCCAAUAACACCCUCGGAGAUGCAUCCGAGAAAUUCUACGUAAAUGGAACCAAUAUUGGGUUCAAUGUCCACAGAAAUUCAACAUUCUACCUCCAUUCGCUUCAUCCCCAAAAUGGCACGUUCAAUACGUCGGUUGCUGUUGCAUUUAUUCUCUACAGGAGUACUGGUGCCAUACCCGGAGGCUGCAAUAUGGUGCAUCCCGUUGAUGAGACACCCUUCCUCAGUGUAAUGCUCGAAGAGGAAAUAGUGCUGGUGGAGACACCACCCGCGGGUUCAGGAGUUCCUCAUUUGGACAAUACAACAUGCACCACGGAGAAUUUCUUGUAUGAAUUCCGUUACCUCUACCUGACCAAGCAAGACUUCUCCAAACGCUCGUACUUUGAUAUGCUACGCACAUUGAUGGUUCCACGAACAGCCAUGGAGUCUGGAUACCUCGUGACAAAGGUACCCGAAUACAAUCUCCAUCAAUACUAUGCCAAAAACACGGGUAUGGGGAUUUUCUUUGUGACACUCGUGAUGGACGGUUACGGGGAGAACGUUACCACGGCCUAUAUUCCCGGUCAUUCCUACGGAUGCCCCCAGCAACAGCUCUUUCGUGAUUGUCACGUUAUAGAUAGUACACCUCUAGCAAUCCUCCUGGUGCUGAUGAUGGUGAUGGGAGCAUGUCAAAUUAUUCUUGGUCGUCAGUUGGUCUAUUUGCGCAUUAUUGUCAACAGUUUUAUGAUUGGCGGCUAUUUGGCUUAUGUGAUCUUCUGCACUAUCGAAGAUUGGGAUCUCAAGAUGGUCAUAGUUAUGCUCGGUGGACUUAUCUUUGCAAUCGCGUGGACAGUUCUCUGGCUACAGUGCCACUCAGUCACGGAGGUAGCGGAUAUUUUGGGUAGUGUCAUCAAUGGCUACGGUUUGAGUUGUUUAGUCCUGUAUGCAUUUGGAGAUAUGAGAAUCCUGGAAUCUCAUACGUACUACUGGAUGGUUUUCUGCCUGGUCCUCCCAAGUGCAGCUGUUCUCUCGUUUCCACUCUCGCGGAGAGGUGCAAUCGUCAGCACAGCCCUCCAAGGAUCAUUCUUCAUGUCCAUAACACUUCUCUUUAUGUUUGACGGCAAUAUCCAUUAUGCCGUCAUCAACAACUGGCGACGUCUAAAGGAUACAUCAUUCACCUAUGCUAUUAUCAAUCCACAUCUCGAUAUUGUCGAUUGCUUCUGCAUUGUAGUGUGGCUGAUGGCAUUCAUAUCAAGUAUCUUCAUUCAGACGCGACUAAUGGAUGGAGGGUGCCCCUGUUGGAGGCGUCAACGUGUCAGGGUGUUGCGGUAUAGAGAUCAAGAAGCUCAACCCCUGAUUGCACGACUCACAGCUCGUGAAUUGGGAUCUGAUGAUGUUUUCCUUUCGCCUCGUUCCAACAGUCGUUUCAUGCAAUACUGGAAUAGGCAAUCUCUAUUCGUGUGAUCCAUCACCAUGCACGAAGCAACAGAGGACAAAGGAUGGGCACAUCCCAGUGAAAGAUAGGGGGUUGAAUGUUGAGAAAAUCUCAUCAAUUUAAUAUAAUGAUCUCAUUAAAAUAUCUUACAAAUUUAUUUGGAAACUUUCAUCUGCAUCAAAUUAUAUUGUAUUCUCAAUCAUUAUGAAGUUCUUGCUUUUUUUUCUUUAGUUCUCUGGCUUUUUUUUGGUUAAUUCAUUUUGGAAUUAUAAAGGAAAAAUGUGUUAUAUAUUCGUAUGGAAAUUCAUGCAAAAGGAUACUAUGUAGUAUAGGUACUUUGUAACUUUGACCAAGUUCUUCCACAUCUUAUUAGUAAAGUCAGUUUAAAUAGCAACUCUGAAGAAAUAAAAAUCACUUUGUCACUUUUGUUUUUAAUAAACAUCGUCUCACAUAAAUUAAAAAAAAA